AAUGAUUCUCCGCAAUGUAUUCCAAAAGUAUGCAACAAUAGUCAAUUGUCAGACAAUAUUAAGUUUGAAUCUGAAACUGAAAGCAUCAGCAUUGAAACAGCUGUUACGAUACACUGUAAAGAAGGGUUUGUGCUAACGGGAAACAACACUUUAACUUGCCUCUCAAAUGAACAAUGGUCAGAGAAUCCUAUUUGCAAGGUCAUAGACUGUGGAAUUCCAGAGAGUGUCCAAAAUGCAGUUAUGACGAAUAUCUCUGAAACGACAUACAAUAGCAUUGUCUUUGUUGAAUGCAAAGAAGGCUAUAUAAUGUCUGGUAAUAACACUGUCAAAUGUAAUCUGUCUGGAAAUUGGGACUCGAUGCCGACAUGCAAAAAGGUGUCAUGUGGACAUCCAACAAUUCCUGGAAAUGGCAGUAUAUCAAGAAUAUCCGGUACAACAUUCCAAGCAACUGCUUCUUUGGAAUGUAAUGAAGGAUUCUUCAUCAUUGGAGAUGCUAUAAUCAACUGUUUAGCUAAUGGAAGCUGGUCUGAUAUUCCAUCUUGUCAACAAUAUGAUAACUACACCGAUUGUUUUGACGUCGUUAAUCUAGGGAGGAUAACAAAAGACGGUGUUUACAACAUAACAACAUGGAAAAGUCUUCGAGAAAUCCAGGUGUAUUGUGAUGUUGCGAUUGAUGGAGGUGGAUGGACAGUAAUGAUUUAUCUGUUUCUUUUUGUUGUUGUUGUUUUUUGUUGUUAUUUUUUUUUUUUGUCAUUAUGGCUGUUAGAAUCGUAACUUGUCUCCAAGGAGUCCCCUUCUCUCUUGUACGAGUUGUAAAAAUAAUAGUUGAAAUAAUAACGGAUAUUAUGAGUUAUCGCUUCUUUGAUUAAAACUCUAUGAUAGGUGAAUAUCAUGCCUACAAAAAACUGCAGUUUUUAUUGAAAUAACUAGAAAACGAUAAGUUUUUACAUUUAUAAAACAAUAUUUUAUUACAACAAAACGGGAAUCUCUUUAAAGAACGUUUUGAAAUGUAGGAGUUUCAAAUAACCUCAUUUUAAAUUUGCUUAAUUAUUUUGAUAUUUUACUUUUUUAUUUUAUUAGGUUUUAACUCACCUGAGCACAAAAUGCUCGGGGUGAGCUGUUGUAACGCUCACCGUCCGGUGUCUGUCCGUCCGUCCGUCGUGCGUCCGUCCGUUAACACUUUCCUUUAAACAUCUCCUCCUAAACCACCAGACCAAUUUUGAUGAACCUUCACAGAUUCCGUGGAUGGUCUUCUUUAAAAAUUGUUCAAAGAAUUAAAUUCCAUACAGAUCUAUGGUUGCCAUAAGGCCAAGAGCUUAGAUAUUUAGUAUUGUCUAGUGGUCAACUAUCAAUUUAUCCAAAUCAUGACCCUGGUGUCAGUGUAGGCCACGCCCGGGGCAUCCCUUGUUAUUUUUGUUAUAUAUCAAAAACUUCAAAAAUCAUAUUUCCUAGACUGUUUGAUUAUAAUUACCUGAUGACACCAAGAAAUUAGUGGUCACUUGACUUUGACCUACUUACCUACUUACUUGGUUUUUAAGAUGUAGUCCUGAAAUUUGGAUGACAAAUACAGUUUUAAACACCGAUCUUAAAAUUGACUUUCACUGACCAUGAAUGUGAGCUACUGACCUACUUUCUUAAUAUCUUAGCAUCAGCUGGACGUUUGAAACAUGUUAACACAACUGGGAAAAAGAUUUCAAUGCUUACUUAUAUUUGACUUUCUUACCUGAUUUGUUCUACUUGUCUAUGUAGCUCAUAUAGGUGCGUUGGUAUGAGUUCAAACCCUCUAAGGACUGUUUUCCCGAAAAUCAAAAUAUUUUCAAAACAGGCUAGUUGCCAUUUUUCAGAUAAAGAAUGUUCAGGUAUUGGAAACAUAAAAUUACCGUGGACCAGCGUUGGUUGCAAGAACAUUUCCAUUUCCUAGUAUCCAAGACACGAAACUAAGACAAGGACUAUAGCUUGCCUAUAUACUGAAUUUACAUACAUAGAACAAAUAAGAAAUUUUUGUGGUAUACCAUAUGGCAAAAAUCAAACUUCAGACCAUACUUGUCACAGACUGCAGAUGAAAAUGUAAACAUAUGAUAGAGAGUUAAACAUAAUUCACACUACAUUUGAGCAAAAUAACAAUUACAAAUGUUCUUUUUAAGUCAUUGUCAAAGGUGAAAACAGUUAUAACAAAUA
This is a messenger RNA of Mercenaria mercenaria, 2178 nucleotides long. Its product is annotated as sushi, von Willebrand factor type A, EGF and pentraxin domain-containing protein 1-like. The transcript has 2 exons. Gene Ontology annotation, molecular function: G protein-coupled receptor activity. Gene Ontology annotation, cellular component: membrane. The record is from RefSeq and is a predicted model, not a curated record. The annotation marks the transcript as partial. Lineage: Eukaryota; Metazoa; Mollusca; Bivalvia; Venerida; Veneridae.